Messenger RNA from Cheilinus undulatus (humphead wrasse), 7032 nucleotides. RefSeq names its product cadherin-2-like. Lineage: Eukaryota; Metazoa; Chordata; Actinopteri; Labriformes; Labridae. Gene Ontology annotation, biological process: homophilic cell-cell adhesion; regulation of axonogenesis; brain development. The record is from RefSeq and is a predicted model, not a curated record. The transcript has 16 exons. Gene Ontology annotation, molecular function: calcium ion binding; cadherin binding. The coding region runs from base 161 to 2917 and encodes 918 amino acids. Gene Ontology annotation, cellular component: neuron projection; presynaptic active zone membrane; intercalated disc.
GUGCCGCUGAGCCGGGCAGAGCAGAUAGACACCGAGGAAGGCUAGUGGAGGGAGGAAUGCUGCCUCAUGCCGCCGGGGCUCACCGAGAACUAAAAAUCUGACGUCCAGCUCUUUGCGACGGACUCUGCUGAUUCUGGAAAAGAGGAAUAACUAUACCAAAAUGCAUCGCUUUGGGAUCUGGAUGCUGAUGGCGGCUCUGCAGGUUGUUGUUCUGGGCGGAGAAGCUGAGCCUCCAUUGUCAGGCAAACAGGGGUCGUUGCCAUGCAUGAGGGGCUUUACUCAGAAGGAAUACAUCAUCGAAAUGGACCAGGAGCUGGCAAAGGGACAGGCUGUCUUCAACGUGAGCUUUGUGGACUGUGGUGGAGGGAAGGUGUGGUUUGAGGUUGGAGAUUCGUCUGACUUCAGGGUGACUGAGGAUGGUGUCAUCUACAGCCUGCGGCGCCUCAACCUGGCAGGAAAGGGAAAAGCUGUGGUUGUCGUCUACGCUCGAGACCUGCAUUCAAAGCAGAUCUGGAAGACCAGAGUGCACCUCUAUUCCCAUCCAAACGGCAGUAGUGCAGGACCCCAACAGGUAAAGCCCAGUGAUGCAACACUGACUCAGCGGGUACGGGAGAUCUUGUUUCCAUGGCACAGCGUGGUUGUCAGGGGAGAUGGCACUCUGAGGCGAGUGAAGAGAGACUGGGUCAUUCCGCCUAUCAACGUCCCUGAGAACUCACGAGGACAGUUCCCUGAGGACCUAGUCAGAAUCCGUUCAGACCGAGAUAAGAACCGAAUGCUGCGCUACAGUGUGACAGGCCCUGGGGCUGACCAGCCUCCGACUGGCAUAUUCAUCAUCAACCCAAUCUCAGGCCAGCUGUCUGUCACCAAGCCUCUAGACAGAGAGCACAUCUCCAACUUCCAUUUGCGAGCCCAUGCUGUGGACUUAAACGGGAAUCAGGUAGAGAACCCCAUCGACAUCGUCAUUAAUGUCAUCGACCAGAAUGACAACAGACCAGAGUUCACACACACCAUCUUUAACGGCUCAGUACCAGAGGGAUCCAAGCCUGGAUCCUUUGUGAUGACAGUGACAGCAGUGGACAAGGAUGAUCCAAAAACUGCCAAUGGGAUGCUGCGAUACAAGAUCCUUUCCCAGAAUCCCCAGAGCCCCUCAUCCAACAUGUUCACAAUUAACAACAGGACUGGUGACAUCAUCACAGUGGCAGCAGGCCUCGAUCGUGAGAAAGUCACUCAGUACACCCUGAUCAUCCAGGCCACAGACAUGGAGGGAAACCCCACCUAUGGUCUGUCCAACACAGCCACCACUGUGAUCAGAAUCACUGAUGUCAACGACAAUCCCCCUGAAUUUACCACUGACACGUACUUUGGAGAGGUUUAUGAAAACAGGGUGAAUGUAAUUGUUACUAACCUCACAGUGACGGAUAAAGACCAGCCUCACACUCCAGCCUGGAGUGCCGUGUACCGUAUCAUCGCUGGAGACCCCACUGGACGCUUCUCCAUCCCUACUGACCCCACCACCAACGAGGGCCUGCUCACUGUUGUCAAGCCUAUCGAUUUUGAGUUGACACGUUCCUUUAUGCUGACGGUGGAAGCCGAGAAUGAAGUCCCACUGGCCCGCGGCAUCCACCUUCCUCGUCAGUCCACUGCAACUGUCUCUGUACGGAUCCUGGACCUUAACGAGAGUCCCGAGUUCAGCCCAAACCCCAAGUCCAUCAAACUUGAGGAGGGUCUCCCUGCUGGGUCUCUACUUACCACGUUCACUGCCCAAGACCCGGACCGAUUCAUGAGGCAAACUAUUCGGUACUCCAAGAUGUAUGACCCUGCCAACUGGCUGGAGAUUGACCCGGUCAAUGGUCGGAUUUCCACCAUCGCCAUUCUUGACAGAGAGUCUCCUUACGUCAAGAACAACCUGUACAACGUUACCUUCAUGGCUUCUGAUAACGGUAUCCCACCUGCCAGCGGGACAGGCACCCUUCAGAUGUACCUGCUGGAUAUCAAUGAUAACGCUCCUCAUGUGUUCCCCCCUGAGGUAGAAAUGUGUGAGAAGCCAGACCCUAACGCCAUCAACAUCACAGCUAGUGACCCCGACCUGAACCCUAACGCUGGACCCUUUGCCUUUGAGCUUGCUACUCGUCCAUCAGAUGUACGCCGCAACUGGACUCUCAGUCGCGUCAAUGGAGAGUAUGCCCAGCUGCGACUGCGGAUCAGCUCCUUGGCCAGUGGGAUCUAUGAGGUACCCAUCACGAUUACAGACUCUGGCAACCUGCCCAUGUCCAACACGUCAUACCUGAAGGUCAAAGUCUGCCUGUGUGAUCACCAUGGAGACUGUGUGGACAUGGAGCGAAUCAUUGCUGCUGGACUUGGCACCGGAGCCAUCAUUGCCAUCCUAAUCUGCAUCAUCAUACUGCUAGUGCUGGUGCUCAUGUUUGUGAUGUGGAUGAAGAGACGCGAUAAGGAGCGCCAGGCCAAGCAACUCCUCAUAGAUCCAGAGGACGACGUCCGAGACAACAUCCUGAAAUAUGACGAGGAGGGAGGCGGAGAGGAAGACCAGGACUACGAUCUGAGUCAACUGCAGCAGCCUGAUGCUCUGGAACCAGAGUGCGUCAAGGUGGGAAUCAGACGUUUGGAUGAAAGGCCUCUCCAUCAUGACCACCAGUACCCCCUCCGCUCUGCUGCCCCCCACCCAGGAGACAUCGGAGAAUUCAUCCAUGAGGGCCUGAAGGCGGCAGACAACGACCCCACCGCCCCCCCUUACGACUCUCUGCUGGUCUUCGACUACGAGGGCAGUGGCUCUGAUGCCGGCUCCCUCAGCUCCCUGCACUCCUCCUCAAGCUGCGGAGACCAGGACUACGACUACCUCGGCGACUGGGGACCACGCUUUCGCAAGCUGGCCGACCUGUAUGGCGGAGGGGAUGAUUAGAACCCUAAACCCCUGACAACAACCCCAAUCCACCCCACUUCACCCUUGCUCCAAGGCUCAGGUGGUGGAUUGGGUUAAUGGAGAGGAGAACACGGGGGUAAUGAUCGGCACUUCUGUAUUACCACGGGACAGCUUGUAAAGAGUCUCGCUGCCCCCUCGAUGACGGUUAAUGACACUAGGGACCAUUCUGACUCCUGGCCUAGCAAGGCCUGGCACCGGCUAGCAUUCAGGCUAAUGAACAUGAUCAUCUGAGCAUUAGCCCCUGUGCUAACAAAUGUGAGCAGCUAGAACAGUGCAGAAGGGAUGUUGUCUCUAUUAUGGUGAAGAGCUACAACAGCCAUGCUACAGAUGCUCAUUUACACUUGAAUCUCACAGAACAGGAGCACUGGGGUCAAAUGUGCCUUUUUGUACAUUCUUUUGAUUGUGUUCAGUCUUAAUUCUGUACAUUGCUUUAAAGCUCCUGGUGUUUUACAACGGCGACUGGAGGAGCACUUCGCCAUGAUGGUUUGUGUGACUGUGUGUGUGUGUGUCUGGAUGUAUGUAUGUGGAUUCCACCUCAUUACCAGGAUGUGUGUGUAAAAGUAUGUAUGAGUCAUUUCCACAGAGACACACUGGAUGGACACUAAAGGGCAAAGCCUACUAUGAGAAGCCUUGGAUGAUCCAAACUGCAAAAACGUGGCUUUACUGUGCAGCUCUGGGGGUUGAACAUUGCUUCAUCCUAUCCGUUUUAGUCAAGAAAUAAAAUCUGCACUGAUGUAGGCUUAAAAAAUGUACAUUUUCUUUUAACAUGAAUGCCAAAUUCUAAGGCUACCACAUCUGUUGUUGUUAAAAUAGGAAAUGGACCACCUUUCGCUCAUUUUUGAGCAUGUCUGUGUGCAUAAACCACAGCUUCAUUUCCCUGCAUUGCUCAAGUAUUAAUCAGAUUGCCAGUCUUUGUCUAGAAAGGCAGCUAAUAUCAUAAGUUUCAAUUUUCUUUCUGCUCUCCUUUGCUGAUUUUCCUCUAUAAAAUAGCAUCAAAUAGCAUCAAAUCAAUGCAAAGCUUUGAUUAAUUUGCCAUGAAGAAAGGCUGCUUUCAACAUUCAUACAGAGCUGAUAUUUGCCGCACUGUAUUUCAACACCUUACCAGCAGACAAUGUUAUCCGAAGUGCUGUUUGAUUAGUAUGAUUACAGUGCCUAUGGAAAGUAUUCACCCCCUUUUAUUGAUUUAAUAAAUCAAUCAUGGUCAAUUUAAUUUGGCUUUUUGACAAAAAAAAAUAAUGUCAAAGAGAACAGAUUUCUAUAAAGUACCCUCAAUUAAAUAAGAAUAUGUAAUGUAAAAUAAGUUAUGGCAUAAGUGACUGACCUAAUUCAACAGAGGUCCAGCCAAUUGCUUCUCAAAGUCUCACAAUCAGUGUAAGGGGGAUCACCUGAGUGCAGUGAGUGUGUCUCACAUGAUUGUAGUAUAAAGACACGUGUCUGGAAGGUCCUCACUGGUUAAUCAGUAUUCUUGGCUGCCAUUGCACCAUGAAGACAAAAAAAACACUCCAAGCAACUCAGAGAAAAGGUUAUUGAAAAGUAAAAGUGAGGGACUGGACACAAAAAACAUUGCAAGGCACUGAACAUCCAACGGAUUUCAGUCAAAUCCAUCAUCAAGAAAUGGAAGGAAUAUGGCACAUGUGUAAAUCUGUCUAGAUCAGGCCAUCCUGGAAAACCAAGUGACUGUGCAAGAAGAAGACAAGUGAGAAAGGCCUCCAAGACACCUUUGACUCUGAAGGAGUUAUCAGCUUCAGGAGCUGAGAUAGGAAAGACUCUGCAUACAACAACUGUUGGCCAGGUUCUUCACCAGUCAAAGCUUUAUGGAAGAGUGAAAAAGGGAUGUGGGAGACUCCAUGGUCAAAUGGAGAAAGUUCUUUGGUCUGAUGGCCAUUAGAUAAGACGCUAUGUUUGGUAGACACCAAACAGCAUACAUGAUUACAGACACUCCAUCCCCACUGUGCACAAUGGUGGCAGCAUCGUGCUGUGGGGAUGCUUCUCAGCAGCCAGCCUUGGAGGGCUCAGAAAGGUAGUGGGUAAAAUGAAUGUGGCAAAACAUAAAGUCCUUGGGGACAAUUAUAUUCAAGACAAUGACCUGAAGCCUACAGCAAAAGAAAUGGUUUAAAGACAACAAGGUGAAUGUUCUGGAGUGGCUGAAUCAAAGUUUAGAUCUCAGUUCAAUAGAGAAUCUGUGGCUGGACUUGAAAUGGGCUGUUCAUGCCUGAUCCUCAUGCAACCAGGCAGUGCUUGAGCAGUUUUGCAAAGAAGAAUGGAGUAAAAAUGCAGUGUCGAGAUGUAAAAGCCUGAAUGCGACUUAUCCACACAGACACAGUGCUGUGAUUGCAGCUAAAGGUCCAUUUUUAUUCAGUUGACAUUACCUUGCAGAAAUCUGUUCUCACUAUGACAUUAAGGGGUUUUUUUUGGGCAAAAAGCCAAAUAAUACUGACCGUGAUUGAUAAGAGAAUCAAUAACAGGGUAAAACAUCCAAGGGGGUGAAUUCUUCUUAUGGGACUGUAUGUCCUUCACAACCUAAAAUCGGAUGUAGUUCAUCCUUUUGUCACAUAAAAUACAUUCACAGAGUGGUGAAGAAAAGAGAUAAAGUACAUGUUCAUUUAUGUGUUUUGUACAAAUGAAAAAGAGAGAAAAGCAACAAAAAAAUGAAGGCCACAAGCAUAAAAAAGAGAAAAAGAAUCCAAAACCAUGUGAAGUACUUUGGAUUGCAAAGCAGCAGUAACAUCUAUUAAAAUUCCCAUCAUGAAGAGAAAGAAUUGAGUAAUAAAAAAUCAGAUUAAAAUGAUGGGGAGAAUAGGAAAAAAAUGUGUCCAGAUGUUAGUUCAGUAGAUGUGGUCUGGAUGCCCUUUUCAUGCCCAGAUUUAAAUGAUCAGCGUAUGGAGAUGAAUCCUGCCUUAUUCUCUCCUCUUUGGCUCUAAAUGAACAGUCUGACACCUUUCAUCUGUAAUGCCUAAUUCUGACAUAAAAAGGAAAACCAGAAUGUGAAACAGAGGAAGAAAACACAUUAACCAACUGCUAUUUCAACAGUUAGCGCUGACAAAUUUAAGCAAUUAUAUUAAUUUAACUUCACUUAUUUUAUAAUUGCACUUGCAUAUGUUGCAGCUCGUCUUGUUUUGAGCCAUCUGUAGAUCAUUUGUCUAUGAAAGUUGAAAAAUCCAUCCCACAGUUUGGUCUUCAGCAACUUCUUUCCAGAUUUCCUGACACUUAACAGACAUGUUUAUAAAUUCAGAGGUUUGAGGCUCUGGUUUAAGAAACUAAAAAAGUAUUGACAUGUUGUACAAAGUUUCUUAAGACUCAGAAAGUGUCAAAUUAUAGCCACAUAUGUUUUAAUGUUGUCUGAUUUCUAUCCUCUUGCAGAUCUAUCCAACUCUGUGGCUUUUCUUAUGACAGUAUGACCCCCUCUAUACAUACUCUUUUUUUCUUGUGAAUUCCAUUUUUCUCACUCUUAUAAUAGUAAAAAUCAAAAUGUCAUUUCAUGCAAAUCUCUUGUAGGCCUUGAUACAAUUUAAAAUCAGAUGGGCAAAUUUCAUCAGUCAGUUUUUUGAUUGCUUAACAGUUUUGAAUUUCAAACCCCUAUAUUAUAUUCAGAGUCAAAGUUAGAGAGUAGUCAUAAAUAAAGUCCUUAAUUUAUGGUGAGAUACGUAUUAGACAAACUCAAAGCGCUACAGUAAAGCUGCAUUUUUCAAGUUUGGGGCUCCAAAGCUUAUGAGAAGACAUGUACAGUAAUGCUAGACUUUAGAUAGAUCCCUUCUGUUAUUUUUUUAAUUUUUUAUUAUUUUUGCUUUUAUCACAAUGUAACUUAUGCAGCUGAUUGCUAGCUAAUAAAGGGAGACAUCGGUCCUUGUUUUGUAGCAAAGAUACUUCUCGAUACUCUGCUGUGGUGGAUUAAAUACAAAAAGGCAAUGUUCUUCUGUGGCUGAUGGUUUGCCUUAGUGUUCUCUGGUACUGUCCAACUGGCUACUCACUGUAAACUGAAACAUGUACAGAUUGUAUUUUUUCUCUUGUUGUUCUUUUGGCCGUGGUCUCUGACAAUGACAUGCUAAUAUCCUGAUCCUUGUAUAUGUGUAAUUUGGAUUACAAAUUAAAACAUU